AUGAUAACGGCAGAGCAGUACCAACUAUGUAAGGGAAUCCUCGACAACAAAGACCUUGAAGAGGAAGACAAAGUCGAGCAAUUGGAGGAACUCCUUCGCAAGGAGUCUAAACUAAGUGGCACGUCGCUUGAGAACGCUGUGCUAGAUGCUCUCUGGCGAUACAGGAAUGCUGCUAGAGGCGAGGAUGACCCUACACCACGACAUACCAUCAUUCGAAAGUCUUCUCCAGCACCGUGGCAGAUCAAUCGUGCACCCACUCCGCUAGGCUCGCCUCCAUCCUCUUCCAGUCCAGCUUUGUCGUCCGCCUUUCCAUCACGCCCGUCUUUUAACCGCCAACGAUCAGCUGCCUCCCCGUUCGCCUCUCCUAGACCUUCUCCACGUCUGGCUCUAGCCCAACCAAUUCCGCACAGUCCAUCUCUCAACACUUAUGAAUUUUCCGAUACGGGCCCCUUGCCAGACAUUUACGGAGACUUUGGCAGUGAUACGGUGGACUGGCUAGUUGCAGACGAAACUGCAAGCAAUACAUCCUCAACCGGUACUGCAUCAUUGAGCGCUGCGGCUCCUGAAUGGGUUCCACAACCCGACAUGAGCCCUUACGAUAUGUUGCGAUCCGUGCUCGGCGGACAACUGUCUGAUGAUUACAUCGAGACUGCUCUUGUAGAACACUCCUACGACCUCGCCACCACCAUUGCGGCUCUUCUUGGAUCCGAUAAGCCUGGAACCAAGGAUGUCACUGAUAAUAUUGAUGGCAACAUCUUGGUCGGGAAAUCAAUUACUGCCCAAGCCCGACCAGGAACUCCCGGCUCUUCCAAGAGUCCUAUUGUGUGCAAGUAUUGGCUUGCUUCUGGAUCGUGCUUACGAGCCGACUGUCGCUUCGCUCACGAUACAAGUGGCUAUCUCUGCAAAUACUGGAUGUCAGGUCAAUGUUUAGCUGGUGACAAAUGUCAGUUCUCUCACGACCCUUCCGUAUUGAUGACCCACUUAAACCUCAAUGAGCAACUAGCGAGUCCGGGACCUACCUUUCAACUACAAGAUAGUAAUGACCAAUUUCCUGCUCUGGGAAACAUUCCUCGCGGGCCAAGUGGCAAUUCGUCCUUCAAUCCUUCUGUUUCCGGCUUCUCACCAUCGUCACGAGGUGUCUUCUCAGGUAUUGGGCCAGGAUCUCGACCUCAUUCUCGACCGAAUUCAAGACAUCAGAACAGACCAAACACACCCUCCUCACUUUCCAUGGACGAUCCAGACGCCUUUCCGACACUGGGCUCAAUUGCGGCAAAACGUGGCACUAAGCAUCAUGGUCACAGGUCUAGACACGGCCAUGGGUCCAACGAAAAAGACACACCAGCUUCGUUGGCAGAUCUCAUCAAGAUGUCCCCAUCUCCUGCUCCUGCUCAGCUGCGAAAAUCUGACCCCGUUCGUAGGGUUAAAGCUUCCAGUGGAGCAGAUACUGUUGCUGCACGCCGUAUCCCAGAGCCACAACACAUCCCCUGGUUAGAAACAGGCUCCAAAGCUAAUCAGCAAUACUUGAAAUAUCGCGCAGACGCGAUCAAGCAUGGCAGUAUACGAAAUAAAUUCCUACAGAGCGCUGCACAAGCAUGGAACCGCAAUGACGCCCGUGCUGCUAAAGCUCUCUCGUUGCGCGGCCAAGCCGAGAAUGAAGAAAUGCGCAAAGCUCAUCGCGCUGCCGCCGAAGCUCUUUACCAAGAACGAAAUAACCACUUGCACUCAUCCGAUCCCUCUUCAGUUCACGAUCAAGAACUUUACAUUGAUCUCCAUGGCCUGCACCCGGAAGAAGCAAUAGAAUACCUCGAAGACAUCCUCUCUACGCACGAAAAGCGUGGACGUAGAAUUAUCUACGCAAUUACUGGCACCGGACACCAUAGCAAAAACGGGAAGGAUAAAGUAGGCAAAGGUGUUAGAGGCUGGUUGAAUGAGUGGGGGUACACUUUCAGAGAAUUUAGUGUGCCUGGCGAACGAGGUGGCUAUAUUGGGGGAGUAUUGGGAAUUGAUAUAACGAGUCAUGGUCCGAGGAGGCAGAUGCAGGGACUAGAUGAGGAGGAUCGAGGGGCACUAAAUACCAUGGCGACUACGACUUCGACUGGAGGGAGUACUAAGAUACAACUGCUGAAGAAGGAAGAAUUGAUAGCGUGA
Molecule: messenger RNA, 2148 nt
Organism: Lithohypha guttulata
Lineage: Eukaryota; Fungi; Ascomycota; Eurotiomycetes; Chaetothyriales; Trichomeriaceae
Exons: 2
Coding region: 1-2148 (715 amino acids)
Biological process (GO): negative regulation of DNA-templated transcription
Cellular component (GO): nucleus
Molecular function (GO): RNA binding; metal ion binding
Source: RefSeq, a predicted model, not a curated record